AUGGGGAAAUUUAGUCAAAGUGGAUAUGACAAUUUGUUAACGAACAAAAUCAAAGCCCUUUUUGAUGUUGCUAUUGGCCACAUCGAAGAAGGACAGGGCAGUAGUAGCAGUCAACCCAUACCUGACAAGAGGUUUAGGACAUUUAUAGAAAAGUUAGAUACGACUGUACCAUCUGUACAAAAUGCUUUUCUCGAAUUCAUCAGGUCUUCCUUCUCUCAAAUCCAACUCGAUCAUAUUCGACAAUCUCAUUAUCACGCCAUGAGAGUCUCAUCGAUGGAGAUAUCAGCAAUGGAUUGGAUCCGUUCACCUGAUCGUCCUCAUACUAGGCCCUUGCAAGAAGAUACCCCACACGUGCUCAACCCCAUUGCACAGGAGUCAUUCGAGUCAUUUAUGUCUGCACACCCUCCUCCCGGUAUGAAUAACGAAGUUCCCCGCAUCUUAAGCAGAACAACUUCCAGACGUAGUCUACGACCAAGUGCUACUCCUCCUGCUGCUCCUUUCGUCGACCACUAUACCCCUUUUCGUCAAACUCCAUAUAUGAUGGACGGGCCAUCGACCAUCGAUUCCUCUUCUUCUACUCCACCUCUUUCUUUGAGUAGAGUCAGAAGAGAUAUCGAGUCUUCAGAUUGGCCCGGUAUCGCACGAUCCGAAUCACGAUCAAACGAAAUUGAACGUCCUAUAAAUGCAGGUAGUAAUGCAUGGCUUGACGAAAUGACAUCAAUGGCUCCAAGCGGUCGUGCUCGAGUCUCACGUAGGAGAUCCAUCCUCCCGCCAACCCAUUAUGCGGACGAAGACACUCCACGAUGGUCUCUCAGUGCUUCUGACGACGCUGAUGGAUUCGACACACUUCUUGAUCGACCCAGUCCAGUUCAUGAUCACAUGUAUGAAGCAAGACGAGAACGAAGAAGGUUGGACGUAAUGGACUCCGAUGACGAGGAGGACCCUGCCCAGAGCACGCGAAGAGUCAGAAGAAGGACAGCCGGUGCUACCUUGUUUCAACCAGAUACAAGUCGAGAUGAGCCAUCAGUACGGGAAGUCCUAGAAAGAUUAGGCCUACCUGCAGUUGAUCAUGAUGAUAGUCGUGAAGAUGUAGAUCAUACAUGGGGACCCUAUAAUCACAGUGUAUCUCCAAGAAGAUCCCAAUAUGACCAUCCAGAAAACCAUGUCGAUGUUGAUAACGAGGUCGAAAACUCCAUCAAUGCCGUCCACGAGUUUCUCGAUCCCGGCAACAUUCCUCCAAACGAAAACAAUCCUCAAGAUCAAGGUCAAGACAGUAUAGUCCAGAAUGAUGGAGACGGUGAAUCGAUCUAUGAACAUAGGUCAGCGACGGAAUUUCAUACCUCACAGAGUCCAAGUCCUGCACUCGGGGACGACCUUUCCUAA
Kwoniella shivajii is the source of this 1383-nucleotide messenger RNA. RefSeq lists its product as uncharacterized. The coding region runs from base 1 to 1383 and encodes 460 amino acids. The transcript has 3 exons. The record is from RefSeq and is a predicted model, not a curated record. NCBI's taxonomy places the organism in Eukaryota, Fungi, Basidiomycota, Tremellomycetes, Tremellales, Cryptococcaceae.